Molecule: messenger RNA, 378 nt
Organism: Aspergillus oryzae RIB40
Lineage: Eukaryota; Fungi; Ascomycota; Eurotiomycetes; Eurotiales; Aspergillaceae
Product: PHD finger protein
Exons: 2
Coding region: 1-378 (125 amino acids)
Source: RefSeq, a predicted model, not a curated record
AUGCCUAUUUCUCUGGUGCCUAAUACACGCUGGUCAGACACCGUUGCAGAAGGCGAAAUGCCCUUCAAAAGAAUUCGUGCACAGGCAGCACAAAAGGCCCGUAAACGUCUCCGCGCUGCGGUAGAUUCUCCCCCAGCGGAAAAGCAACAUGAUUUAGAUGUUAACUCCGGCCAGUCGCGACAUCCUACGAUUACCUACAAAUUCUUCGGGGCAUAUGAGCCCAUUGCUACUACCGAAGGUGGAUAUAAAGAAUGGAGAAGAAGGGAAAGUCCACACAGCACUCUCUGCUAUGAAUGUUAUCAACCAGUCGACUUAGAUCCCUGUGACACGUGCACGCGGGUGUAUCAUGAGUCAUGUGAGCCCACUGGCAGCUACUGA